Cryphonectria parasitica EP155 is the source of this 1944-nucleotide messenger RNA. RefSeq lists its product as uncharacterized. Gene Ontology annotation, cellular component: nucleus; cytoplasm. The coding region runs from base 1 to 1896 and encodes 631 amino acids. Gene Ontology annotation, biological process: circadian regulation of gene expression; entrainment of circadian clock by photoperiod. Lineage: Eukaryota; Fungi; Ascomycota; Sordariomycetes; Diaporthales; Cryphonectriaceae. The record is from RefSeq and is a predicted model, not a curated record. Gene Ontology annotation, molecular function: FAD binding; DNA binding. The transcript is spliced from 5 exons.
AUGGGUCGUUCGAAUUCGGAUGGUGUGUCUCACUCUCUUCAUCCUUUUCUUUCCUCCUCCCGCGUCCAGGCUCAAUAUACUUAUGAACGUCUUGUGUGUGAGUCUCUCACGCUGCUUCUCAUUGCCAAUAUGUCUUCCAAGCGCAAGGCACCACCGCCCGUCAACGGCGCAGUAAUCAAGAAGGCCAAGACGUCCUCCUCUUCUUCUUCUUCCUCCUCCCUCACUGAUCCUCACCCCUUCUACAAGGACGCUGAGGAGCAUGGCAUCGUGCUGCGCAAGUACUAUCCCCACGAGAUGAGCAACUCCCGCGCCCUGGCGUACAACGAGAACAAGCUGCCGCGCCCCAUCGAACAGCUGCAGGCUGCCCAGCAGGAGACAGCCGCAGCUCGCAGGAAAGUCCAGGUCGGCGAUGCCGUCGUCCACUGGUUCAAGAUGGACCUGCGGACGGCAGACAACACGGCGCUGUCUAUGGCCUCAACCAAGGCCAAGGAAGCCGGCGUGCCGCUCAUCGGUCUGUUUGUGGUCAGCCCACAAGACUGGGAGGCGCACUUCACUGCACGUAUUCGCAUCGACUUCAUGAUGCGGACGCUCGAGGUGCUGAGGGCGGAUCUGGCCAAGCUGGACAUCCCGUUGCACAUCGAGACGGUGGGGCGGCGUAAGUAUGUCCCGGUCAGGAUCGCGAGUCUAAUGGAGGAGUGGGGCGCGAAACAUCUCUUCACCAACAUGGAGUAUGAGGUCGACGAACUGCGACGUGAGGCAAGCAUCGUGAGGCUGCUAGCAGAGAGAGGCAUGGCGUUUGAGGUUGUUCAUGACACGUGCGUGGUCCCGCCGGGCAAGUUGAUAACCGGUGCGGGAAGACAAUACGCCGUGUAUUCACCUUGGUUCCGUUCUUGGGUUGCUCAUAUCCAUACGAACCUGGACUUGCUCGAGGAGUUUGACGCGCCAGCGAGAAAUCCUGCCACGGCGCGUCAAAAAUUCGAAAAGCUGUUUGGCAGCAGUAUACUAGAGGCACCGCUGGACAAGCGGCUCUCGGCUGAGGAUGGGAAGAGGUACGAAGCGCUUUGGCCAGCCGGAGAGCACGAGGCAUUCAAACGACUUGGGAAAUUCUGCCAAGAGAGAAUCAACUCGUACGGUGCAAACCGUAACUUUCCGGCGGCCAACAGCACCUCGUCGCUCUCUGUACACCUUGCCAGCGGUACCAUCAGCGCGAGGGCGUGUAUUAGGGCGGCGAGGGACAACAACUCGAUCAAGAAGUUGGAUGGUGGCAAUCAGGGGAUUCAGACGUGGAUCAGCGAGGUAGCAUGGCGAGAUUUCUACAAGCAUGUGUUAGUGAACUGGCCAUAUGUCUGCAUGAACAAACCCUUCAAGCCCGAGUAUUCCAAUAUCGAGUGGUCCUACGAGAAGGAGCAUUUUACCGCCUGGGCUCGGGGCCAGACAGGCUUUCCUAUUGUUGAUGCCGCCAUGAGGCAAGUACAACACAUGGGCUGGAUGCACAACCGCUGCAGGAUGAUCGUGGCCUCCUUUCUCUGCAAGGACCUCCUCCUCGACUGGCGCAUGGGCGAGCGGUUUUUCAUGGAGAACCUCAUCGAUGGUGACUUUGCCUCCAACAACGGUGGCUGGGGCUUCUCUGCGUCGGUCGGUGUGGACCCUCAGCCGUACUUUCGGGUGUUCAACCCGCUGCUGCAGAGCGAGAAGUUCGACGCGGAUGGUGAGUAUAUUCGCAAGUGGAUCCCAGAGCUGAGAGAAGUGAAGGGCAAAGCCAUCCACGACCCAUAUGGGCGAGGGGCGGCGGCGAUCGCCAAGAAGGGAGGCUACCCAAAGGCCAUUGUCGAACACAAGGGUUGUCGCGAAAGAGCAUUGGCGGCGUAUAAAAAGGGCAUUGCCGCUGACAUAUAGUGCUGUGUGUAUUUGUGUGCUCGAGACAUAGCUGCAUUAUUUUUUCCC